AUGGCUACUCCCCUGACCGAGAAACAAUUGAAAGCAAAAGCAAUUCAGUAUUAUCGGGAAAAUUCCGUGCUGAAAUGGACCGAGCAAGUACUCAACAAGAUGUUUCACGAUAAUCCGCAAGAUACAGCCGGCUAUUUGACAUUGAUGCGACUUCGAUACUCCGUGCCUAAACAACAGGAUGAGGCUCUGACGUCCGUGGAAAGCGAUGAACAUUUGGGAGUAGAAACACUGUUUGAGGAGGAAAUUUUACCACACCUGUUUGAGAAACCCCUGACUUCGCACAGUCUGGAGUUGAUUGAUGAAAAAUUGAGGACCUGGUUUGACCAGCGUUCCACAAGUCGACAGAAACAGGGAGACACAAUGGAAUUGACGAAAACAGAGGCCGCACCGAAAGCCACCGGGGUAGCAACAAAACCGACCGGACAAGGCAACACCAGAGCAAAGACCAGUCGACCUAGUACGAGUCAAAUGCAAAACAGUGUAAUCGAAUUGGCCUCACCGGCAGCGUUUCACUGUUCUGCCGUUUCCCUUGCCUCACUGAUAGCCACGUGUACCAGUGCUCAUCUGGCAACCCCAAAGCAUCGAGCUAUCGAGCAGAUUGUAUCGGAAAUACUGUCCAAAAUGGCAUUGUCCACUCCCGAGGUGGUUUUGACCCCACGAUAUCAGUUGCCUUUGCCAAUUAUUACACUAUUAAACGGAAUUGUUGUGGGCUCUCUUGGAUCCGGACAGUUAUGCAAAUGUUUACGUCACAUCCUACUUAUUCCGAAACCCACCCUGAGUCCGACCGAGGCAAGUUUCAUAACUACACACCCGGGGACGCAAAUGUUAUGUACCAACGGUGCACCUGCACUGCCCAUGGAUCGACCGGAAAGAGGCUUGGAUUUUGUAUUGGAAGCAAUGCAACAAUUGCAUCUCAAAGACCAAUUUCUACUCGGUUUACAUUUGAUCAGUCGUUCCAUUUACGAUCCGGUGAAAGGUAAAUAUGAACCGGUCACGGGGAUGCUCAAAACUCCUGAAGAAAUGGUCAACUACUAUGCGGAUCUAGUUGCCAAGUAUCCUCAAGUUCAAUUACUUAUUGAACCAUUCCGUAGAGAGGACGCGCAGUGCUGGUCCAUGCUACAAGAUCGUCUCAGGUCUCAAGUUCUGAUAGCGACCACGAAUAUUCCACAAUCAAACAUGUCCCCGGGCGGUGCCGGUUCAAGAAAAAUAUCCAACACACGACCAGGCUCAUCGUUUGGUCCGCCAUCCAGUCCCAGCAUCGCCACGGUUGCCCAACAAAGUCGAGCCAAACUGAGUGGAUCAGAUCAAACCCUGGCGAGCACAAUCAUCACAGCUGAUGGUCCGACAGAUUCGAAUCCAGUUCUAACGGAUUCCGAGCAACAUGAACGGGCACAAGCCAGCAUAACAGAAAACGAAGAGAGAAGCUCAGCCACUGGUGUUCCGAAUUCCGAAGAAGAAGACAAACCGCAAGAAAUUUUCUCCGCUUGGUUUAUCAACCCCGAGGCCGGUUUAGACUGUUGUUUGGUGACUGAAUUAAUCCAAGCGGUACAUUUCAUGCAUGGUCAACAGAAACAGACAAUUUUUGAUGGUGAAUCAAUGAAAUACGCAGACGCAUUUGCUGUUGACAUUCCAGCCAUUGUGAUGCGCUCUGAUGCGCUCCCAAAGACCUUUGAUCAAUACGGCUGCUCUACAAAAGGAGACAAAUUGACAAACAUAACAAUCUUCGAGCAAUGUCGUUUCAGUCAGCAAGAAGAGAAAUACAAUGUGAAUCAUUCCGAUCGGACUCGUAGUUUAUUCAUUGAACAGCAUGGUAUGAUCACCAGUGAUCUGCUCUCACAUGUGACUUCCUUUAUGUACAAUUACCAUUCAUUUCACAAUCGUCGAAUCGAUGUUGAUGAUGAUGAUGAUGAUGAUGAUGGUGAUGUGGAUGUUCUAUUUUAA
Echinostoma caproni is the source of this 1941-nucleotide messenger RNA. The record is from the annotation of a GenBank genome assembly. Lineage: Eukaryota; Metazoa; Platyhelminthes; Trematoda; Plagiorchiida; Echinostomatidae.